Molecule: messenger RNA, 2173 nt
Organism: Biomphalaria glabrata
Lineage: Eukaryota; Metazoa; Mollusca; Gastropoda; Planorbidae
Exons: 10
Coding region: 217-873 (218 amino acids)
Source: RefSeq, a predicted model, not a curated record
UUAGACUUUUACUAAAUUAAAGCACUUUUACUGUUGUUGUUUUUUCUUGUCAAAAUAAAUACUACACAGGAAACAUUCAGAGUGGUGCAUCAUAGGUGCAACCUUUUUACAAAAAUCGCCAUUUGUUUAAAAAUUGACAUUUUUAUACCAAGUUUUCUACUGCACAGUCGUCAUUUGCAUUGUUUUAGGCCGAGGGUCAUCUACAAUUGGCGAAUCAUGACCACAUUAUUGUGGAUGUUUAUUACCGUUGUGCUAGUGCAGGCUGACAACAAGCUUGAACCAAAGAUCGUUGAAAUAUUUCAAUCUUAUCACAACAAGUAUCGAACUAAUGCAGGACUAGGAGUUUUGACCUGGAGUGAUGACUUAGAAGCACAGGCCUGGAAGCAAGUUUUGGAUUGCGAUGAUAAGUUUGUUGACGCGAGAAACUCUUUCCAUGGUGGAGGUUCUCAAUUUAGUUUUGAAAGAAUCGCAAAGAAUGCUGUGAAUAAUUGGGCAAAUAACAGGACAAGUGAGGAUUUCAUUUGGCAUUAUUCCUAUCGAUUUGAUAAAGAAUGCUAUGAUAGUCAGCAGUUACUCUGGAGGAACAGUACCAAACUUGGAUGCGCUAUAAAAUCUGAUUGUCUCAAUAUGCUAAACUAUGCUGUCUGCAUUUAUGAUCAGCCCUGUGUUAAAUCUACUGCGGGUGAACAUGUCCAUAAAACCAGGUUGAUGGUCUUGGGAUCAGUUCUAUUCUUAUCGGAAACAUUCAGAGUGGUGCAUCAUAGGUGCAACCUUUUUACAAAAAUCGCCAUUUGUUUAAAAAUUGACAUUUUUAUACCAAGUUUUCUACUGCACAGUCGUCAUUUGCAUUGUUUUAGGCCGAGGGUCAUCUAAAAUUGGCGAAUAAUGGCCACAUUAUUGUGGAUGUUUAUUACCGUUGUGCUAGUGCAGGCUGACAACAAGCUUGAACCAAAGAUCGUUGAAAUAUUUCAAUCUUAUCACAACAAGUAUCGAACUAAUGCAGGAGCUGGAAAUUUGACCUGGAGUGAUGACUUAGAAGCACAGGCCUGGAAGCAAGUUUUGGAUUGCAAUCUAAGAAAUGUUCAAGCGAGAAACACUUUCCAUGGUGGAGCUAGACCAUUUGAUUUUGAAAGAAUUGCAAAGAAUGCUGUGGGGAAUUGGGCCAAUGAAAGGACAAGUGAGGAUUUCAUUCAUCUGUAUUCCUUUCGUUUGGAUAAAGAUUGCUAUAAUAUUGACCAGUUACUCUGGAGGAACAGUACAAAACUUGGAUGCGCAAUUAAAAAUGAUUGUUACAGAAUGCCAAACUUUGCUGUCUGCGUUUAUGAUCAGCACUGUGUUAGUGCUGGUGAACAUGUCCAUAAAACCAGGUUGAUGGUCUUGGUGUCAGUUCCAAUCCUAUCGGAUUUAUUGUUUUCUAUUUGUUUUAUGGAUAGACAAAUAGCAUAAAUCAUUAUUGAUAAUAUCAAAAAAAUAAUUGCAUAAAUUAAUUAAUCGCCAAGGCUUUUUUUUAUCAGAUUCCUUAAAUAAAUUGUCUUUAAUGCAGUAAUACUUAAACUGUGCUCUACUGAACACGAGAACUACUUCGAUGUCCCACUAUUUACUAGAAGGUAUACACGUGAAUAAAGUAAACGCAGACAAGAAAAAUUUACAUUAUUAACUUGGUAACGGCAAAUAAACAAAUCUCAAACAACAUAAGAAUGAGCUUGAAACUGAUCUAGAAUUUUGUGCAGAUUUUUUUUCUCUAUCAGGCACACUUAAAAUUAUAGCCUAAUAAUGUCAGUUUAAUUUAAAAAGGGAAGUGAAAAAUGCAAAAGAUAUAUACGGAAAAAGGUACUUCCGGCUCAAUUUAUAAUUCUAGUUUUAAACCAAAGAAAUGAAACGCAUAAGCGCAACAUAGCCCAUUAAAGAAAAAGUUUGAGAAACACUACUUUAAAUGGAUUGUUUUUUUUCUUUAUGACCGUUUUUAUUUUUUUUUUAAUUGACUUUUUAAGCGUGUGACUUCACCGACAUAGCCAGGCUGUGAGUUGUAGUAGCAUUAAAAUAGGUUCUCAAACAAAUAAGUUUUCAUUGGACGUUUUGCUAGCUGUUGUUCCAAUGGUGACGUCCUGGAGAUCGAGAGCAUCUGCACAGAAUGCCGUAAAGAAAGAAUAUAAUACAUCAACAUUUUAUCGAG